Messenger RNA from Grosmannia clavigera kw1407, 729 nucleotides. RefSeq names its product ankyrin repeat-containing protein. Lineage: Eukaryota; Fungi; Ascomycota; Sordariomycetes; Ophiostomatales; Ophiostomataceae. The record is from RefSeq and is a predicted model, not a curated record. The transcript has 3 exons. Bases 1 to 729 code for a protein of 242 amino acids.
AUGAGACUGCUCAACGCCCGCACCCUGAAGAUGGAAUAUUUUCUGUCCGAGGACGACUUCCCACCGUUCGCAAUCUUGUCCCACACCUGGGGCAAAGAGGAGACAGACUUUUGCAGCCUGCUCUCGUCCAUUACACGUAUCGCCGAGAAGUACCUCACCGGACACGAUAUUUUCACAGCCAGCAUCGCCCAGAGAAUGUCCUGGGCUUCACGUCGCCAAACCACUCGCAAAGAAGAUAUCGCCUACUGUCUCUUCGGUAUCUUCGACAUCAACAUGCCCUCGGUCUACGGAGAAGGUACCAAGGCCUUCCGGAGGCUCCAGCUUGCCAUUAUUCAGGCUUACCCCGAGGACCACACCAUAUACGCCUGGGGGGCCGUUGUUGAAAAGGUCUCUUGGCUGUAUCCGGAGGACAAGGCCUGGGCUGACACGCCUCCGAAAUGGGAAGAUGCCGAAGAACGGGAGGAGCUCGGACUGUUGGCGAGCUCCCCCAAGGACUUUGUUGAGUCUGGUCUGUUUGUUCCAACCCCGUUUGGCUCCGAUUUUUAUAUGUUAAAUCAGUACGAUGCCAAGCUUCCUGCUCAGAUUGGCAACACGACCAUCCGCCUGGACCUGCCAGUGUAUCCUGGUGUUAGGCUGUGUCUCCGCAGACAGCAUGCGCUACAGAUGGCACAACUUCGCUAUGUUUGUUCGCACUCGCGAGAUAGUUCGCUGUACAGACCCCGCGACUAG